AUGAAAGAUGCUGGAGAAGAUGAAGAAAGGAAGGGUUCGAUAGACGCUAUGGCAAGGGAGGAUACCAACCCGGUGCUGACUCAAGUCAGUCCUGGGGGUCAAUUUACGCCCGUGGCUUCUCAGAACCCAUUGCCAACAACCAACUCACGCCUACAACGGCCACUGACUGUUGAGGAAAAACUCCCCAGGCUGACUCAAGUGAACCUCGUGGGAAUCCCUGGGAAAUGCCACAUUUUCGAAACAACCUUUGUCUUUGAUUACCAGGGUUCCGAGUCAGGAACAGUUGCAGAACGGAUUCUCUCGACAGUCUUGCACUCCCUGGAGGAAGCGAUCAAUAAUUCUCCUCAUGAAUUGCGGAUUCUUCCAAUUUCUGACAGCACUUAUAAACCGCAGAACUUAUUGAUUCGAUCAUCGGCGGACAUUCGUAACAAACUACCAAAUUAUUGGGCUCUUUCGGUCUACUGCGAUAUGGACUACGGAAACUGUGCUUACGCUGCCACUAACAGUAAACCGGGCGAGAAGAAGUUGCGUACCAGGCUACGGGGCGGCUUUGCCUCAGAUGUUUCGACAGAGGCAGUUCAAGACUACUUGCACAUAGGACUUUGA
Molecule: messenger RNA, 606 nt
Organism: Cylindrotheca closterium
Lineage: Eukaryota; Bacillariophyta; Bacillariophyceae; Bacillariales; Bacillariaceae
Source: the annotation of a GenBank genome assembly